UUUUUUGACCACCUGCUUUCUGUCUACUGUACUAGCUCGGUACUUUGCACCUAAGAUAUCUUGAUUAACAAAGCAAGCACCAAGCAGCUUGCAGCCGUGUAAAAAAACUAGUUCUAGAUAGACAGACACACAAUACCGUAAUAAACGUAGCUCGGCCUCGAGUUGGACCCGCCCCAGAUUCGCUGCAACGUGCGAUGAACCUAGCUUGUUAGGCCGGUUGCGCCGCGGCUACCGCCUGCCUGUACCUGUGCUUUGCUUUGCGCCUCUCAACACCUCAACCUUGCUUGAAUCGAAAGCUCCAUCCAAUCAGGAUUUCAUCCAGCUUCUUAUUCCCGCGAAAUCGCUUCAAAAAUUCCCGCCCUUUCCAGUCUCUAACUUUCUCUAACCACCACAAAUCCAACCCUUUUCGGCGCUCCUCCGGUUUUUUUUCCUCUGCAAACUUUAGACUAGACAAAACCAGCCAAGAUGGGUGCCAUGGAAGAUCAAUUGCAGCGCCUCGGCAGCGUCCUCGACUCUCUCGAUGCUCGCGUUAAGAAGCUCGAGCAACAUCCUACCCUGGGCGGCGGCUCCAGCACGGCGCAAGAGAUUCGCAUGAUCCUGAUAGGUCCUCCUGGUGCCGGCAAGGGCACCCAGGCUCCCAAGAUCAAGGAAAAGUUCAGCUGCUGUCAUCUGGCCACCGGUGACAUGCUCCGCUCUCAAGUCGCCAAGAAGACUCCCCUCGGCCGCGAGGCCAAGAAGAUCAUGGACCAAGGUGGUCUGGUUAGCGACGACAUCGUUAUUGGCAUGAUCAAGGAAGAGCUGGACACCAACGUCGAGUGCAAGGGAGGAUUCAUCCUCGAUGGCUUCCCCAGGACCGUGCCACAAGCCCAGUCCCUCGACGCCAUGUUGCAGGCGCGCAACCAGAAGCUCCAGCAUGCUGUCGAGCUGCAGAUCGACGACGCCCUGCUUGUCGCCCGCAUUACUGGCCGCCUUGUGCACCCGGCCUCGGGCCGCUCUUACCAUACCACCUUCAACCCUCCCAAGAAGGCCAUGACUGACGACGUGACUGGCGAGCCGCUGAUCCAGCGCUCCGACGACAACGCCGAUGCGCUCAAGAAGCGCCUCGCAACCUACCACUCCCAGACUGCCCCCGUCGUCGACUACUACCGCAAGACUGGCAUCUGGAAGCCCAUCGAUGCCUCCCAGGAGCCCGGUACCGUCUGGAAAAGCCUGCUCAACAUCUUUGACGGCGACGCCAAGAAGGCCAGCUCCGCAGGCGGUGGCAUCCUUGACAAACUUGCCGCCUCGGGCCGUUAAGGGGACUGUUCCGGGCGGGAUAGUAGUGAAUAGUGAGCAGUGGAACGCAGCAACAGCAGCAUAAUGUGUAAUGUCUCUGGGUGCUACUUGGAGCUGUGGCAAACUGUUAAGCAAACUUGGUGAUUGCGACGUUAACUUUGGGGUUGUUCUGGAUAACAGAAGUGUAAUUGAGGCUGUCGAGAGGAAGGGAUGAUGUUUCAGGAGCGGCGCAACAGAGCGCAGCCACUUGUCCACUGGUAACACAGGGACUUUUAAACUGUAACAAAUCGUCUCUGCUUGGGUGGUCUUUGUUUUUCUUUUAGUUCCCCAACCUUAUUGUCACACACCAUUCUUACUAUCCCGUUGGGUUGUAUCCAUAUUUGUUUUCGUUUUUAUCAUUGUCUUUUUUCUUUUUCAUAGUUGGGCAUCGGGCACGACGUCAACGAGGUGUACAUGCGCUUUUUGUCUGUUUGGCUUUUUUUCUUACCUUUUAUUUCUGCUACAGUGAAUAUUGGGAAAUGGGGGUGGCGCGAACUUGAACGACCAAAAGCAAAACACAAUGCAUAGAAAGGAAGGGGGAAAGCAAAGGCGGCGGCAGUCAACUGGUGGUAAUGUGAUUCAAAUGUUUCUUGAUAUUUUAUAUUUCGUCUUCUCUACCUCUUCAUCUCCCAGGGCGUCUGUCGCCUCGCGCGUUGCGGAGAGAUCUUGAAAAAGACAAGUCAUAAUUCGUACAUUGCCAAAGCUUUCUG
Molecule: messenger RNA, 2024 nt
Organism: Pyricularia oryzae 70-15
Lineage: Eukaryota; Fungi; Ascomycota; Sordariomycetes; Magnaporthales; Pyriculariaceae
Product: adenylate kinase 1
Exons: 6
Coding region: 466-1296 (276 amino acids)
Biological process (GO): ADP biosynthetic process
Cellular component (GO): mitochondrion; cytoplasm
Molecular function (GO): ATP binding; AMP kinase activity
Source: RefSeq, a predicted model, not a curated record